Molecule: messenger RNA, 432 nt
Organism: Cladophialophora yegresii CBS 114405
Lineage: Eukaryota; Fungi; Ascomycota; Eurotiomycetes; Chaetothyriales; Herpotrichiellaceae
Exons: 1
Coding region: 1-432 (143 amino acids)
Source: RefSeq, a predicted model, not a curated record
AUGCGCUCAUUCGCCUUCUUCGCCGCCUUACCACUCCUGGCAUCUGCCUGGACCGAACACACACUCCUCACCCGUGCGACUGGAAACGCGACAGCUUGCGAAUCAGGCGAUAAAGUGUGCGGGGCCUUCUGCAUACCUUCGACUUACACCUGCUGCCCUGAUCUGGAGGGAGGAUGCCAAACGUCCAAAUCCGUAUGCCAGGAAGGGGACAAUGGUGUCUACGGAUGCUGCCCGAUCGGCGAGACAUGCACAGGCAACGGAGGUGCCGAGUUCUUGGAUGACUCGUCGGACGACAACGACAGCACCGAUUCAUCUUCCGAAGGCUCAACCGAUAUAGAAACGGCUACAGCCUCCAACGACGCACGACCUGUUGUCCUCAGCCAGGGCUUGAUGGUCGCGGUUGUCGCUGCUGGUAUUGUCGGCCUGUUAUAA